Pristis pectinata (smalltooth sawfish) is the source of this 2829-nucleotide messenger RNA. It is a transcript of the gene ube2j1, whose product is annotated as ubiquitin-conjugating enzyme E2, J1. The transcript has 8 exons. Lineage: Eukaryota; Metazoa; Chordata; Chondrichthyes; Rhinopristiformes; Pristidae. The coding region runs from base 108 to 1067 and encodes 319 amino acids. The record is from RefSeq and is a predicted model, not a curated record.
AUUGGGCUGCGCGGGCGGCCGCGCCUGACCGUGGGCGGGGCUAGACUGUAGCGCGGCACCGUCUCGCGAGAGCCGGCGGCCGAGCUGCCGACAUCAGCAGCAUCAACAUGGAGGUUCAGUACAACCUGAGGAACCCGGCUGUCAAACGUUUAAUGAAAGAAGCACAAGAACUAAAAGACCCCACAGAACAGUACCAUGCCCAGCCUUUGGAGGAUAAUCUAUUUGAAUGGCAUUUCACUGUCAGAGGUCCUCCAGAUUCUGACUUUGAUGGUGGUGUAUACCAUGGCCGAAUUGUGCUUCCACCAGAAUAUCCCAUGAAACCACCCAGCAUUAUUCUUCUAACACCUAAUGGAAGGUUUGAAGUAGGAAAGAAGAUUUGUCUGAGCAUUUCUGGACAUCAUCCUGAAACUUGGCAACCGUCCUGGAGUAUACGGACAGCAUUGUUGGCUAUUAUUGGUUUCAUGCCAACAAAAGGGGAAGGAGCUAUUGGUUCUCUGGAUUACACUCCUGACGAGAGAAAAGCUCUAGCCAAAAAGUCACAGGACUUCAACUGUGAAAUCUGUGGUUCUCACAUGAGGACAGCCCUGCUUGCUUGCACAGAAAGUAGCGUUCCAAGUCUAGCUGAUGUGGAGGCCAAAGAAUUAGCAAAACAAAUUAAUUUCAAGGCAGAGACAAAUAUCCCCACCAAUGCUGCAGCUGAAUCUGCUCCUGCACCAAUAAUAAAUGAAAACCAAGAUAGUCAAGUUUCGCAGCAACCUCUAUCCACUGGCACCAGUCUGGAAUCAGAAGUUACAACAGAGAUUAUUGGAGAUGACACUCGGGUUGAGAAUCAGGAAAAUACACAAAGCGUGCCUAAUACGACAUCCCUCAGCCCUCGACAGCGGCGUGCUCAGCAGCAACAGCAGGCAAGACGUCCAACUUCAUCAUACUCUCAAGUCCGGCAGCCAGCUAAUGCGAAUCAAAUAGGAUCCACUAUCCUAAUUGUUGUUUUGACAUUAGCACUGGCUGCCCUUAUUUUCCGAAGGAUUUACAUGGCUAAUGAAUACAGAUUUGACUAUGAAUUGUAAUGAUCAGUUGUUUUGUAUAGCCAUAGACUGGGUUUACUACUAAUCUUGUGUAUUCCAGCAUGCUCAGUCACCAUAUUAAAUAAUAUUUGCAGGGCAUUGUAUGACCUAUGCAAAGAGGAUAUUAGAAGUUACAGUAUGCAAAAGUUGUGCAUAAUUAUCCUUGGAGAUAAUAAAAAGGCAUUUUCCAAAAUUUUACACUGCAGGGAAACUCAUUCAAGAAUAUUUUUGAUCAUAUCUUGUUCAAAUCAUUUUAGUUUUAGUAGAAUUAAGUUGUUUUCAUUGAGGCUAUGCUGUUCAAAAAUGUAUUGUUCUGAAUGUGUUGCUGAACUUUUUAACUGGAAAGUUCUUUGGCUGUUAACCCUGGUACAAGUCAAGUUAUAUGCAAUUUUCCCUUUUUGAAGUGAAACCUGUUUCUUUCUGUCAUCUAAUAUUGUAACCCUGUCAGUUAGAGUGUGAAUUUCCAGUUCCUAAGUGAAUUUAAGCACCUUAUCGGGAGGUUUAGUACUUAGCAAAUUUAAAAUCCCUAUUGAAUUCUUAACAUUGCUCAGUGAAGUAGUUACUGGCUGAAGUGUAAUACUAGUUUCAUGACACGGGUUAACAGAAAAACAAGCUAUCUAAUAUAUCUCCUUGCAAGGAUCCAUCAGAAACAUGAUAUAAAACCUACAAAAGUGAAUCUAAAAUCAAUGGGCAUCAAAUGUAUAUCUUCUCCUCCUCAAUUUGUGAUCUGGUAGAUACAUUUAACAGAAAUUAUUUUUUAGGAGCAGCAGAUAGUAUGGAUUUUAAAAGAUUUCUAAUGAUAUAAGAUCCCACAGAAUAGGUAGUGAAAAGGAAAAUAAUUUGGCCCUUGUCCAGGAAGCAGGUCUGGCAUACCUUUUAUUUAAGUAGCCUAUUUUAAUGUGGAGAAACAUGAAGGAAUGCUAACAGUAAUUAUGUUACCUUGACAGCACAUAAAAAUAUUUGUAACUACCAAUAGGCAUAAGAGAUAUAGGAUUUGGGAAUAGUGCUUGGAUAAGUUAUUUGUGGAAACCUCUUCCCCUAUCCCGAUUCAGCCAAAGUAAACAAAAAAUAUUGCAUUUUCCAGCAAGUGAUUAAAAAGGAUACCUUUUCUCAGUUAUGAUGAUUUCUUUCCUUGAGGUAUGAAUGCAGUGGCAUGUCAGAGUUGGAAAUUGUAAUAUGUGUAUAUUGAACUUUGUGUUGAAAGUUAAAAUACAAUUUUCUUGAAUGCAAUGCUAUGCAGGUUUUUAAUUUAUGAUUUGCCAUUUUUAGUAAAUAUUGUUUACAAGUCAACAGAGGGAGCUUGUUUCUCAAUUGCUGGAAAUCUUUUGAACAAUGAUUUUUGCUGAUGUUAAGUUGUCUAUUUUAAAGCAAUCUCGUACAGAUGUAAAUGUUUAACACUGUAUUUCCUACUACAGAAUUGGUUUUUGUGGGACCUGAAUACUUUAUACAACCAUCAUCACAGCACUUUACAGUUAAGGGAACAAUGUGGUUACUUCUAUUUUUCAUAUGCAUCAUUGUUACCAGGCUCAAGGUAGAUGUUUGAGAAAAAGCUUUUUUUAAAAAAAACUCUUUUUGGGUUUGGAAUAAAAAAUGAGCAUGCCUGUUUGGUAGCUUUGCCUGUCAUCCAUUCCAGAAGUUUCUUUGGAGAGUUUUGUAUCAAAGUUCAUUGGUAACACUUCUGCUGCAAGCACAAAUCAGAAGGUCACUAAAACAGUGCUGCUACAACAGCUAAUCAUAGUAUUGAAUAAAUAUAAUUCCACAUUUA